Molecule: messenger RNA, 1567 nt
Organism: Paramecium sonneborni
Lineage: Eukaryota; Ciliophora; Oligohymenophorea; Peniculida; Parameciidae
Source: the annotation of a GenBank genome assembly
AUGAUAUCUGACUCUUAGUAAUCAUUUAAGGAUUUAGUCUAAAAUUAUGCAGUUAGACAAUAUAAAACAGGCAAAAAGAAUUCUCGAAGAUUGUAUCAGAAUUCUUUAGGGUCUUAUUCUGAAUCAUAAAUGAAGUCAAUAUAAAUUGAAUAAAAUUUAAGUUAUGCCAUUAGCAAUAAACGAGUCUAAAAUGGCGAUCCUUAAAUGCAUCUAAGAUUUUAAGCAAUAUCCAGCACUAAAACAAGUAGAUCAGAAUUACCCCUCUUUACUAUUAAGUAAUGGAAUUAAAAAAAAAAACCUUUAUGUUUAAUACGAAAUUCAUAAUUAUUUAAUGAUGUUAUUAGAAAAGCCAGCCAAUAAAACAUUUAAUAGUAAUAAGUGCCAAUCAAAUCUCAAGAAUAAUUAAUAAAAAGUUAUCUUCAUUAGUUAUCAGUGAAACGUAAAGUGCCUCCUAAACCUUAAGGCACUGAAGAUCUUCUAAAUUUUGAGGUAGAUUAAUUAUAUUUUGAUAUAACUCGUAAAGAUGUUAUAUUGUCACCUAAAUUUCCUAUUAAAAACUAGCUUGGAGUUAAACAAGUUUUUAGGAAUUUAUUGGGAAUGGCGUAUGACUAAUAAAUGUAUCUGGAUUUAACUAGAUUAAGAGCGGCUCAUGUAGGCAUGCAAUUAAGUCAUACUCAUUUUUUUAGAUUUAAAUAUCAUUUUCUAAAUAGAUUUAUACUUUUAAAUAUCUCAACUGAAAAAAUGUUUAAUUGUUGUGAAAAAAUAGAAAAUAUGAGACCAUAUAUAUUGAAUGAAGUUUUAGAAUAUGAUAUUUAUGGGGGAGAGUUAGGUAUUUAAGCAAUAACAAAAUCAAUGUAUAAGAAAAUCUUAUCAGAUGUCACACUUGCUCCGUACUUUGAAAAAAUUGAUGUAGCAACUUAAGAAAUCAAAUUUGGAAGAUUAUUUUUUUAACUUAUUUAUCAUUUAGAUUCUCCAAAUUAUUCAUGUGAAACUUUAAGAGAAAGACAUGUUAAAUAUGCAUUAACAAAUGUACAAUUAACAAAUUUUAAAUAUUACCUUUCAUUAACUUUAUAAGCAGCAAAUAUUCCUUGGAAAUAUAUUAGACAAUUAUUACGUAGAAUGGAUAUUUAUAAGUAUGCAAUAAUUAAUAAGAAAGAUCUUUAAUAUUAUGUGAACUAAUUAGGUUUUCACUAGUUUAUUGAAAGUUUUAUUAAUAGUUGUUAAUAGGAUACGAUGUUAUCAGAACUCAUAUCUAGAAGAGGUAAAUAAAGAUUUACUGCACAUUGUUGCAAUAUUUUCCAUUACUUUUUCAGAUAUAACAUAAAGGCUAUAACAAGAGAUGAUUUGCAUUAAAUACACUCAAAGAAGGCUAUAAUAAAUGAAAGGAUAUUUGAGAAAUUAAAAUAGAAAGCAAUUCAAGAAGUGAGAUUAUUAGUAAAUGACACUUUGAUAAUAGAAGAUUUUAAAGAAGAUUGGGAUGAGGUUAAGCCUAUUAUUUUAGGUGAAUCAAGAAGUUAAUUAAUAGUAAAUCUUGGAGAAGAUUAUUUAAUUAAAAAAGCCUAGAUGA